This is a messenger RNA of Eucalyptus grandis, 1058 nucleotides long. Its product is annotated as receptor homology region, transmembrane domain- and RING domain-containing protein 2-like. Lineage: Eukaryota; Viridiplantae; Streptophyta; Magnoliopsida; Myrtales; Myrtaceae. The transcript is spliced from 2 exons. Bases 414 to 1058 code for a protein of 214 amino acids. The record is from RefSeq and is a predicted model, not a curated record.
GUAUUCCUUGAAGCUGUUAAUCGAGUCUCUCCUUGAAUCAAAUUCUAGCUUUUCAGGUUCGCUAGUCGUCUUCGAGGUCUUCUCGACCUUGAUAGAAGAAUCAUCCGUUACUUUAUCUCCUCUAAAGUUUUCGGAGGCCUUACCCGAAACAGGAGAUGAACUAAUCGGGUAGCCAUUUGUCAGUGGAUCUUGUGAUUUUUGUGUAGGAGUUUCAAUUUCCAAACCUGGUCUCUGUUUAGAAUCAAAUUCAUCUUUUAUCUUUUCGAGAGCAGCAAAUAGCUUUUCAAACUUUUCGUGGUCCUUCCUCCAAAUCAUCCAAUUUGCUGCUUCAGGCCCCACCCCUUCUUCCCAUAAUUGGCCUUUCCUCCGAUCUAACUGCGGUUCCAUUGGGUAGUGAGUUAUCCUCAUCGAAGAUGAUGAAUUUGACUUGGUCGACCCAGAGCGGGCUCUGCUUCUUUCCCAGAAGCGAUUUGGGACAUCCCCUAAGGAAAGAGUUUCAUGCAUUAUGUGUCGACUCAUGGCUUACAUCGUGGAGAACUUUCUGCUCAGUUUGCAAGCGUGAUGCAAGAACUUGCACAGGUGAACCCCCAGCAUCUGAGAGUACACCAUUGCUUUCAUCGAGCCCUGUGUCUGUGGCUUCCUCCUCUGCUUUGUCUUCUGCUAGAUCAUCGGUGGCAUCAUCAUCAGCCAUCCAAAUAGCCAGAGCGUCACAUCCUCCAUCCGCAUCUCGUACUCCAUCUUUCUCGAGCACUUAUAUGCAGCAGUCUUUUAGGUCCUAUAGACAAUCUCCUCCUCUGAGCAUUAGCCGUAGAUCAGCUGACCUCCGGAAUGCAUUGUCUGACCGGUCUCAAGGAUUGUACUCGGUUUCUCCCCACUCGAUGGGUUAUCCCUCUAUAUCACCUGUCAAUUCAAGAUACAUCUCACGUUACAUUCCAAGCCCGAGCAACGCCUCCGUGAGUUUUAUCAGUUCUAGUCACCAGCAUCACCCGUUACACCACAGUGAAUCAGCUGCAAGUCUCUCACCUUUUGUGUCCGCUCAGUACCUUCAAGGGUGUUGA